Molecule: messenger RNA, 367 nt
Organism: Amoebophrya sp. A25
Lineage: Eukaryota; Dinophyceae; Syndiniales; Amoebophryaceae
Source: the annotation of a GenBank genome assembly
CGGACAAUGAAUGUUGAGACCUAUCCACGCUAAUCUCCUAGAAUGAAUAGACCAAGGUGACGAAUCUGCCUCUGCGAUAUUCAAAUUACUUAUGAAUGAUUAUACUUAGGGACUACGACUAUCUUCCUGCGCCAGCGCCGUUAUCACCCUCAUGAUGUUGGAAGAGUUAGUUGUAAAUGAAGAUGAGUGUUCUUUUUCGAUGAGGAUGAAGUAGGCAACAAAUUAUAUAUGAUGUCUAAGAUCUUCAUCUUUGGAACUGUGAAAGCAAUGAGAAGGUUGAUGUUAUAUAUAACCAAAUGAGUAGCAACUUCCAAAAAUGAUUAAAUGAAUUGCAUUUGCAUAGAAGCGCCAUGAAAGGUCAAGACGC